Messenger RNA from Haemonchus placei, 264 nucleotides. The record is from the annotation of a GenBank genome assembly. NCBI's taxonomy places the organism in Eukaryota, Metazoa, Nematoda, Chromadorea, Rhabditida, Trichostrongylidae.
AUGAGUCUUACGGAACGUCGAGCCGCUCAACAAGACCUGCGUCGUACGCAACAACUACCAAGGAAUACGAUCGUGCGUACGCUUCCUCACGUGGCACUCAUUCGUACAGCAACGGUAGAGGGAGCUCGUCGUAUUACGGAACCAGCAGGGAUGCUUACAGUGCAAGCGCAAGACCUGGUGGUUGGGCAUCAUUUGGAAGCACAGGGGGAGCAUCAAGCGGUGUGCGCUACGAUUAUGACAAGUAUCAGCAGCGGUUCUAAAUAG